GGAGAGGGAGAGGGAGAGGGAGAGGGAGGGAGCGAACUAACAUCGGCGGCAGCAAGCCAUCAGCCCCGUAAUCGAGAAAGAAAAGAAAAGAGAAGUUACGCAAGAAAAAAUUGCUGUAAUGUUCUCACCUGCUGGGCUACAUUUGGUAAAUUAAGUCCACCAGAGGCUCAGGUGACAGAGGAGACCGUUUGGGAACUCCGUAGGAACAAAACAACAAAAGCAAAAAUACGGGAUUUAACACAGGCAGUGACAAUAAAACAACACUCCCUGACAAGUGGUCUGUUAGCUGCCGAAAGAGCAGGCAGGACAAGGAAAAGGGAAAUAAAUACGUCAUCUGCUUCUCCCUUAAGGUAUUUAAACGUUAUUUUCAAAACAUCAAUUCUCACUGAACUUUAAAUUCAUGAAACAAUGAAGACUUAGCCAGAACUCAUCAAGUGUCUCUGUAGUAGCUAAUGUUAGUUAGCUAGUGAGUGGUGUUCGCUAGCUACAGUAGCGUUUUGCUAGCGACUAACGUUAGCUAAGCUAGCUAGCUAAUUUACGCUAGCUGACUAAACGUGUUGUUUUCCAAUAAACUUUUGGUGGUGUUUUUAAUAACCCGAACAGUGAGGGAGUGCUUCAAGACUAGAGGGGGAGGGCAGGUUCCCUUCUUGACAUAUUCCCCUCUACACAUUUCCUUAAAAUGAUAGCUGCGGAGGUCAGUGUUGAGGACACGGGCUCUGUCUCGGCAGGGGUGGCAGGCGGCGGAGGCCUUGAGACGGCCCAUUUUCCGUUUUAUCCCAACCAGACCAGAGUGCGGGUCACUGAUUUUGGCCAGCGAUCAGCACCAAACUCCCGCUACCAGUCGAAAACCUCACCGGACGCCCUCCCUGAUAUGAGUAUGAUUUACCCCGUAUCUGGAGGAGAUAUUACCGGACCAGUCCUGUCCGCUACAGGGAGUGGUGGUGGUGGACACGCAAUUUGUCAAGGAACAAGCUCAGGGACCAUUGGCGGUGUGUGCUACUCCCCCACCUCAGAGGGGCCCGGCAGCCGGAUAUCACCCACCUCGGCGUGUCCAGACGGGCCCAGUGUCUUCCCCCCACUACCACCACCACCUCUGCUGCCCGCAGGCUACGGGGGACUCGGCACUGUGGAUGAAAGCGACAUGCAGGAUGGACCAGAAUACGAGGAAGAGGAGGUGGUCUUCCCGCUCUCAGCGCCGCCCACUAACCAGUGGUACCAUGGGAAGCUGGACCGGACCAUUGCUGAGGAGCGGUUGCGGCAGGCCAAGACCCCUGGCAGCUACCUCAUCAGGGAGAGUGACCGCCGGCCCGGCUCCUUUGUCCUGUCCUUCCUCAGCUUGACCAGCGUGGUCAACCACUUCAGGAUAAUCGCCAUGUGUGGAGACUAUUACAUUGGCGGGCGCCGGUUCUCGUCCCUGUCGGACCUGAUUGGUUAUUACAGCUAUGUGUCUUGCCUGCUGAAAGGUGAAAAGCUGCUAUCACCUGUGGCUCCCCCAGAGCCUGUAGAGGACAGGAGGAGAGUGAGAGCCAUUCUUCCAUACACCAAAGUGCCAGAGACCGAUGAGAUCAGCUUCCUGAAAGGGGACAUGUUUAUCGUUCACAAUGAACUGGAUGACGGCUGGAUGUGGGUGACCAACGUGAGGACGAAGGAGCAGGGCCUCAUCGUAGAGGAUCUAGUGGAGGAGGUGGGACGGGAGGAGGACCCACAUGAGGGCAAAGUCUGGUAUCACGGCAAGAUCAGCAAACAGGAGGCCUAUAACCUUCUGAUGACAGUUGGUCAAGUGUGCAGCUUCCUGGUCCGGCCGUCAGACAACACACCCGGGGAUUACUCACUGUUUUUUCGCACUAAUGAGAACAUCCAAAGGUUUAAGAUAUGCCCCACCCCAAACAAUCAGUACAUGAUGGGGGGGAGGUACUACAACAGUGUUGAUGACAUUAUGGACCAUUAUAAGAAGGAGCAGAUCGUGGAGGGCUACAACCUGAAAGAUGCUGUUUCGGUGCAGCACCAGGAACAAGUGCUCUCAGACUUGGUGGACGGCAAGGAGAUCUAUAACACUAUCAGACGGAAAACGAAAGAUGCAUUCUACAAAAACAUUGUCAAGAAAGGCUACCUCCUAUUCAACAAAGGCAAAGGUAAGCGGUGGAAGAACCUCUACUUCAUCCUGGAGGGGAACGACGCCCAGCUCAUCUACUUUGAGAGUGAGAAGAGAGCCACCAAACCCAAAGGUCUGAUUGACCUGAGUGUGUGCUCCGUGUACGGUGUGCACGACAGUCUGUUUGGCAGACCAAACUGUUUCCAAGUUGUGGUCCAGCACUUUAGCGAGGAACAGUACAUAUUCUACUUUGCUGGCGAGACUCCUGAACAGGCACAGGACUGGAUGAAAUGUCUGCACACGUUCUGCAGUAACCUUAGGAAACCCACCCAGCCCACUCCCAACAAGAGGCUCCGACAGGUGAGCAGCCUAGUCCUGUAUGUGGAGGAGGCCCACAAGCUGCCUGUGAAGCACUUCACCAACCCCUACUGCAACAUCUACCUGAACAAUGUGCAGGUGGCCAAGACCCACCCCCGAGAGGGCCAGAACCCCGUCUUCACAGAGGAGUUCAUCUUUGAUGACUUGUCGAGUGAAAUCAACAGGUUUGAAAUCAGCCUGAGCAACAAGACAAAGAAGAGCAAAGAAAGUGACAUCUUGUUCAUGCGUUGCCAGCUGAGCCGCCUACAGAAGGGCCAGAUGAUAGACGAGUGGUUCCCUCUGAGCUCCCACGUGCCUCUGAAGGGCAUCGAGCCGGGCUCUCUGAGGGUCCGAGCCCGCUACUCCAUGGAGAAGAUCAUGCCUGAGGAGGAGUACAGUGAUUUCAAAGAGCUGAUCCUGCUGAAGGAGUUCCAUGUGAUCUAUGCUCUGGCCCAUGUGUGUGGGCAGGACCGCACCCUGCUGGCCAGCAUUCUGCUGCGCAUCUUCAGACACGAGAAGACAGAGGCCCCCUUACUCAGGACACUCAACGACCGAGAGAUCAACAUGGAGGACGAGGCGACAACCCUGUUCCGAGCGACCACUCUGGCCAGCACGCUGAUGGAGCAGUACAUGAAGGCCACGGCCACACCCUUCGUCCACCACGCCCUCAAAGAUACAAUCCUCAAAAUCAUGGAGAGCAAGCAGUCCUGCGAGCUGAACCCCUCCAAACUGGAGAAGAACGAGGAUGUGCAUCUGAACCUGGCCCACCUCCUCCUCAUCCUGUCUGAACUGGUGGAGAAGAUCUUCAUGGCUGCUGAGAUCCUGCCCCCUGUAAAUAGGCUUUCGUCUGUCAUCGACGAUGACGUCCCCAUCGACGAUGGCUGUCAAUCAUUGUCGACACCCGAUGACAUCGUUCAUCGGCCCAACCCUAAUAAAACUCUACGAUAUAUCUAUGGGUGUCUACAGAAGUCAGUGCAGCAGAAAUGGCCCAACACCACUAUGAGAACCCGGGUGGUCAGUGGCUUUGUGUUCCUGAGACUGAUCUGUCCUGCUAUCCUCAACCCAAGAAUGUUCAACAUCAUCACUGACCCUCCCUCUGCAACAGCGGGACGUACCCUCACUCUGGUUGCCAAGUCUGUCCAGAACCUGGCUAACCUGGUGGAGUUUGGUGCUAAGGAGCCCUACAUGGAGGGAGUGAACCCCUUCAUCAAAAACAACAAACAUAGGAUGAUCAUGUUUCUGGAUGAGUUGGGUAAUGUCCCUGACCUCCCUGAAGCUACAGAGCACUUUAGGACAGACCUGUCCCGUGACCUUGCUGCCCUGCAUGAGAUCUGUGUCUCACACUCAGACGACCUCCGCACCCUGAGCAACGAGAGGGGAGCACAGCAGCACGUGCUGAAAAAGCUGCUGGCCAUUACUGAGCUCCUUCAGCAGAAACAAGAUCACUAUGCCAUGUCCAACAGCAACAGGACUGAGUGCACCAUCAUGGCAUUGGCUGCCACCAUCCAGGUAAUGUGAUUUUUACCAAUGGGACGAGGUCAGUCAGUCAACCAUGUACUGGCAUGGAGCGCUGGACCGAAAAGCUAGGUGGUUUUGUAUUGAGCAUGUAGCUUUCUGGACAUUAUGAUCCAUUAUGGCCGACUGAGUCCUGCAAUGGGAAAGUGACUGACUGGAUCUGGGAAUCUCUUGCCAGUCCCAAAGCCCUUGAACAGACACUGGUGAAAUAAUGAGUAACUCCUUACUUAAUGCUAACCUGAACUAUAUUCAAGCUUGAGGG
Molecule: messenger RNA, 4226 nt
Organism: Salvelinus sp. IW2-2015
Lineage: Eukaryota; Metazoa; Chordata; Actinopteri; Salmoniformes; Salmonidae
Product: ras GTPase-activating protein 1
Biological process (GO): regulation of GTPase activity
Molecular function (GO): protein binding
Source: RefSeq, a predicted model, not a curated record